Molecule: messenger RNA, 1162 nt
Organism: Sphaeroforma arctica JP610
Lineage: Eukaryota; Ichthyosporea; Ichthyophonida
Exons: 6
Source: RefSeq, a predicted model, not a curated record
GUGCAAGUAGUAGACGACUCAUCAGCAAAAUGCCAAGCUCAACUGCAGCAACACGACAAGCAACAGCAGGCGCAGCAACUGCAACUGCAACAGGAAGUACAGUCGCUCAGACAGCAACUACUGCAACAGCAGCAACACGCGCAGCAGAUCCUCCAGAUGACCCCCGGACAGCCCACAUGUGACCGGCAUGGCUGCAUUCGCCCAGAAUACGAGGAGUACCAUGGAGGGCAGUUCAAACCAGGCAGCAUGCUGUACGGAGGAGGGAUUCAAUACCCAACGGACAUCUGCAAGCAAGCCCACGACAACGAACCUCGCAUGACCCUGAUGAUGGCGUCUGAGAUCCAGACGCUGUUUAGGAGCUACCUGAACAGCAGUGUGGAGUAUCUCGAAUGGGGCACGGGUGGCAGCACAUAUCAGUUCUAUGACCAGGUGAAACACAUGACGUCUAUUGAGAACAACGAGGAGUGGUGCAACAUCAUGCUCAACACCAGCCACGUGAAAUGCGGCCAGUCCACCGGCCAAUUGGACUACUUCUGUCCCAUGCGCAAUGCCCUGUCUGGGCCCUAUGGUGUACCGCUCUAUGACAGUAUAAUUUCUUCGCACGCCGAGGGCAAUCACACCGGCUUCUUCAACUACCACAAAUACGUCAACAUCCUCGACUACCUGCCCAAUGAGUACUAUGAUGUUAUUUUGGUAGAUGGACGCUUCCGUGUCGCGUGUGCAUUGAAAGCUCUUGCAUAUGUCAGGCCGAAAACCGGUGUGCUCGCCAUCCAUGACUAUCAGCGACCAUGGUACCAUGUGGUCGAAAAAUACUACGACAAGAUCGAGGAAGUUGUUGGACAUGAAACAUUCGCCGUCUUCAAACCCAAACCAGACCUUCUAGAGGCUCAAUAUGACGACUACCUAGAGUACUUGAAGGACUGGCGUUAGUGGUUUUAUCGGUGCGAGGUACUGAUAAUAUCUAAUUUAGAAUCAGAUUUGAGUGCUCCAUCUUAUCAAUGUAUUUUCCAAUGAGUUUGACUCUGGUAGCCUAACUACUUUGACCCUGGUCGCCUAACUACAACUACAAUCUAAAAGUUUAACUUGUAGAAUUUAGAACAUUGAUAUUGUGUACUAUAUCAAUAAAUGCCUAACGAUUGUUAACGCGAAAUAAUCGACGCAG